UUUGGAGCGAGCGGAGGCACUUUACAUUGCAUACCAGUCUAGGGGCUUUUCCGACGCAGUUUUGCAGGAAAGACUUAUGGGGGUAAUACAAAACAGAGGAGGAACAAGAAGCAGAAGCGAAAUGUAAUACACAUUUACAACGCCUGCAAAGCAAAGGGAACAACAGCAAGGGAGUUUGCCUCGCUAAAAAGUAAUGACGUGGAUCCCCAAAGCGAUGGAUGAAAGAAAGCCAUGAAGAUGUGCAAAACUGUUAACUCGUUUUAAAAGGGAAGCGAGCGGAUCGAAACUACUACUGCUGGAAGCGUAACAGAGGAAAUCACCGCAUGUAAAGGAAUUGCUUCUAAUAUAGGAACUGCUUUUUUGUUGUAAAAAUUAAAGAUGGGUAAAGGCUUGCGAAGAGGUUAAGAAAUUAGCUGAUUGAGGAAAUGAAGCCUAAACAAAGCGUGCCUUCUGCACUGGAAAUAUUGAAGUGAAAUGAACCAUUUUCCUGGGCACGCAGAUAAGUGAAAAGACAACAGCUGCCAAGGAAACCUGAAAGAUGAAGCCCUCUGUGCCCCUGUUUCUUCUUAUCUGUUCGGCUGCCUCCACAAACUGGAGAUCCAUUUCCAAGAGAAACUAUGUGGACGGCUGUAUAGACUGGUCGGUGGAUUUGAAGGAGUACAGAGUGCUGGCGGGGGAGCCCGUGCGGGUCAAAUGCGCGCUGUUCUACAGCUACAUCAGAACCAACUACACCAUGGCCCAAAGUACCAAGCUCAGGCUCAUAUGGUAUAAAAACAAGGGCGACUCAGAAGAGCCCAUUAUAUUUUCAGGACAUAGACUGAGCAAAGAGGACGACUCAAUCUGGUUUCGUUCAGCAGAACUAGUGGAUAAUGGCUUUUAUACCUGCGUUUUGAGAAACUCCACGUACUGUAUGAAGGUGUCCAUGUCCUUGACGGUGGAGGAGAAUGACUCGGGGCUCUGCUACAACAGUAAAAUCAGAUACCUGGAAAAGUCUGAGAUCACAAAGAGGAAAGAGAUCCCCUGCCCUGAUUUAGAGGACUACAUCGUUCCAUACAAGCAGCCACUUAUAACGUGGUACAAGGAAUGCAUUCCGAAAACGUGGAGGAGUUUGGUGAUAGUGAACUCCACGAGCGUGCUGAUACCCGAGGUUGAAGAAAUGGACGGUGGGAAUUACACGUGCGAGCUGAAAUAUGGCAGCAAGUUUGUGCGAAGAACAACAGAGCUGCAGGUUACAGGGGGGGGGGGGGGGGGGGGGGGGGGGGGGCACAUUUUUUGCUGUGGUUACAUUUGA
Molecule: messenger RNA, 1291 nt
Organism: Polyodon spathula (Mississippi paddlefish)
Lineage: Eukaryota; Metazoa; Chordata; Actinopteri; Acipenseriformes; Polyodontidae
Product: X-linked interleukin-1 receptor accessory protein-like 2
Exons: 5
Coding region: 539-1291 (250 amino acids)
Source: RefSeq, a predicted model, not a curated record